AUGUCACAACCACAUCACCGCCAUGUUCGUUUCAAUGUACCAAUGGACACCAAUGAAGAGUCUCUCCAUGUGUCAUCUACCGGCGGUGAGACCCAGCAAUCUAUGAAUUUUGGCUUUCAUAAGCCAGCAGCCAUUCCAAGGGAGAGUACUCUGGUGGAUAUACCUGCAGCAUCACAAUCAAAGUUCAACUUUGGUUUCAGUAGUGCAAAUGUAAAGAUGCCGCCAGCAGUGCCGGAUACCCCUGUUGCAAUUCCCCAAAGCAAGUUUAACUUUGGGUUCCUGCCCACAAACACAGACACACCGCGAGCAGUGCCAGUUGCACCUACUGCAACUGCUCAAAGCAAGUUCAAUUUUGGAUUCAUGCCAACCAACACAGACAUGCUGCCUGCGAUACAAGAUGAGCUCACUGCAAUGCCACCAUGCAAGUUCAACUUUGGGUUCACACCUACAAAAGCAGCCACGCCGCCGGCAGUGACAGUGGCACCGCUCAAAUUUAACUUUGGGUUUGCCAUCACCAUCAUCCCCGGUUCUGGGGCCAUUCAACUUUGGAAUGGAGAUGAAUUCAAGAUCGCUAAGAUCAAUUACACCAACACCGACACCCCAACCAAUGAACUUUGGUUGGCAAUGCCCUGCUUGCUCCACAACCCCAAUGAACCCGCUGGCACCGCAGUCAACUGUGGCCUCCAACUCUCAUCAUGUUGGGACAGCUGGAACUGCCAAAAUGAACCUCCACUCCUGCUGGUGGAUCACAACCUGCAUCUCAAGGGAGAUGAAUUUGAUGCACUUGCAAGGCAGAUGUUUGGCAUUGUAGUUGGCCCCAGUGAUGAGUUGUGGCAGCCCACAUCGCCAGAGAUUCAAUGUUUGCAAUGCAUUCCGGCGAAGCUUGUUAUUGAACAGACAUAUUAUAAUUACAAUAUGAACCAAUAUCUUUACUCCUGGUUCUCUUUGCAGGAGUAUCACUCACGGGAUCGGCAGCUCGGCGUUUCACUCCUGUUGGGUGUUGUUGCAGCCCCAUUGCUUCUUGUGCAUGCACCCAAUGAUGUUCCUAUUUCCUUUGAAGUGUUCUUCAACUCUGCAGGCCACCUUGCAUUGCCAGAACCAGCAACUGCCGGAACAUUGACAGUGCCAACCUGA
This is a messenger RNA of Suillus subalutaceus, 1134 nucleotides long. RefSeq lists its product as uncharacterized. The transcript is spliced from 8 exons. Bases 1 to 1134 code for a protein of 377 amino acids. The record is from RefSeq and is a predicted model, not a curated record. NCBI's taxonomy places the organism in Eukaryota, Fungi, Basidiomycota, Agaricomycetes, Boletales, Suillaceae.